Messenger RNA from Synchiropus splendidus (mandarinfish), 3316 nucleotides. RefSeq names its product coiled-coil domain containing 157 (gene ccdc157). The transcript is spliced from 10 exons. The record is from RefSeq and is a predicted model, not a curated record. Lineage: Eukaryota; Metazoa; Chordata; Actinopteri; Syngnathiformes; Callionymidae. The coding region runs from base 413 to 2401 and encodes 662 amino acids.
AGUAAGCGCCAGCGAAUAGCUAUGUAGCUUAGCUAAGUUACCUUGUUGUUGGGCUCCGGCUGGAUGAUCUGAACAGGCCCCGGUGGCAUGGUGGCGUCUUUCGAUCAGUUGGAAGCGCUCUAAAAGCGAUUAUGGCCGAUAAAAUACCGUUAAUUUAUUUUCACCUACCCCACGAACAACACAUUGCUAUGCUGAGUGAAAAAAAAAACCGAAAAUCUUUGAGGACUUACCGCGUCGUGCUUACGUUGACCCCGGUUCAAUGGAAGCCAACUACUUCCGGGACACCCUCGCAAUGCAUUGUGGAACAUGGUGUACUCUAUUUCCUCAACGUUGUCAAGGAGACGACGCGGCAACAAGUGACAUCUGACAGUCGUCUCAUUUUAGACUGCAGUGAAUCCAUUAUCAGGGUGAAAUGACGCAGUUUUUGGGGCGCCAGGAUUGUAUGGACAGCCUGCGGAGAGACCUCGUCGAUCUCCAAGGUGCGAUUGUGGACGUGUUUUCGAAAACCGGUCCGGUCCAAUGUCCCUCCUGGAAGUUCCCGGACAAGCUUUCAUGCAACCUGGACAUGGUGUCUCUCCUGGAUCAAUACGACCAUGUGGAGGGGGAAGAUGCCUUCAACCAGCACGCCCACAUUGUUCUGCUGGAGCUGGUUAUCGACAGGUUAUUACUUCUUCUGCAAAGCUUUGACUCGUAUGUUGAGGCACCUGGAAGCAGCAAGCAGAAAAGAUCCACCCAGCAGAAAGGAUGCAUUUCCAUUGGACUCGUUGUCAUCAAGUACUGGAGUCAUUUAGUUGAAUUUACCAACAAUAAGAUGAUGAGCCCAGAAACAGGCCCAUCCAACGUCACUGAAGCCAUCCCAAACUCCUGCAACCUGUCACCGAGCCUCGCCGACCCCGUUGAAAGUCACCCGUGUUCCACUGAUGUUGUGAGCCACAGUGCCAGCUGCCAGACAGGAGAGCUACCCUGCGACGCCUGCAAUGAAGUGCAGUCCGUUCUGAGACAGACGGGCGCAGCACUGGUCGGACUGUUUACGGCUGAAGGUUUGCCUUCGUCCAUGCAGUCUCUUCUCGCUGCCUCAGAGGACCAUCUUGAACCGGGUCAGAUGACUGAUGUUGAUGUGGCACAGUGGGCCAGUGAGCAGCUCAGAGACCUGCGGCGCUUGGGCAAACACAUAAGAGAAGUGAGGGAGACAGUUCAGCCUCUGAAAAAACAACUGACUGCAGCAGAGGAAGAGCGGGAGAAACUCAGAUUAGAGAGCGAGAGUGCGAUAAAGCAACUGGAGACAGAAGUGAAGAAGUAUAGCGCCACUGUUACAAAACUGGAAAAGACACAGACGUUGAUGAAAGACAAGGAAGAAAAGCUGCUCGAGGAGCAAAAGCAGCUUCUAACAGAGUUAUUCUCUCUGAAGGAAAGCAACUCAACACUGGAAGAAAAGCUGACUUUGGAACAGCAGUCAUUACAAGCGCAUCAGGCAGAGCAGGCCUCUCUGCUGGAGAAAGUGAGGACGCUGCAGAUGGAAGAAGACUUGUGUGGCAAACUACAGAAGAGAGUCGUGAAACUUGAGCGUCAACUCUCGGAACAGCAGCUGCUUUAUGAGAAGGAAAAGGCCAAAUACCAAAGUGCGUGCCGUCAACAAGAGUCGAUGCAGGUGAAGCAGAAGUCUCUUCUGGAGCGUGUGGACACUUUGGAUGUGGAGUGUGAGGAGCUGCACAGACAGUUGGGACUGAAGGAAGAGGCUGAGUUGGACCUCUACUCUCAGCUGCAGGAGAUGUCGCGAGAAAAAGAACACGUGCUGACGCAGCUCACACCUCAGAAGGAACUCUGUGUGUAUCUGGAGAGGGAUAAGAGAAGACUGGAGUCAGAUGUUGGUGAUUUGAAGAGGAGUGUGGAUGAUCUGCAGGAACUUGUUCAGUCGCUGAAAGAGAGAGAGAGGCUUCUGGUGGCUUUUCCUGAGCUCAGUCCACUGACUUUGGUCCAACCACAGAGUACAGGAAAUGUGCUUUUGGAUAUGGAGCAGCAGUUCCAGGCAAAUUCCAUUCGGAUCAAAGUUCUGGAGCGAGAGAACGCGUCACUUCAUACGAGUCUGGUCAAACUGAAGGAAAGAGCCCAAGGUGAUGAAGUGGAGGACACAUCUCAUCCAUUGUCAUCCGGCACAUCACCAGGGCACAGCCACGUGUUGGCGUCACGCACCAGUUCAGCACAGAGUGGCAGUGAAGCCAUAUCCGCUGACCUGGAGAUCUGCAGGUGGUCUGAGUCUCCUACACCCACCGUUUCUCCGCCAUCUGUGAAGCUCCACCUUCAAACCCUGGAGCUCAAACCCGACGCCACGAAGGCUUCAGCCAGAAAACACAGAACUUCCCACUCGGCUCCAUCCAGAGUCUACAGACUGAGAAGAAAGUGAACCACAGAGAGUGAAAUGCAGAAGUGAGACUGACUGAGUCACUAUGUGUCUGAUCCAAAUGGAAUCAGAAUAAUUGUGAAAAGACUUGAUUCUGAAAGGCUGUAAAUGUGUUGACUGAACAGUGAAGGUUGCUUUGAUCUCGCAGCUUUGGCAACAUCCAGUAAUGUCACCGAGCUGCAAAAUAAGAUCUGUGAGCCUCAAGUGGAGCCUCACAUCAGGGUACGUGCACUGCCAAGAAAAGCCAUACGUGGAAUUAGAGAGGUGACAACAAUAUUCUCCAUCGCAUUUCACCAGGAUUCGACGUCAUGAGUGUGUCACUGCUGCUUAGUAACAAGCCAAUUUCUAGUCUUUCCAUGUGAAUUAACACCUGAUUCAGGAUUUCCAAGAAGGAGCUGUGACCCCCAGGUUAAUCUGUAAAGCAGAUCAGACUUAUAGUUGUCCCUUCAUCCGUGUCAUUUAAUUUCAUGCCAUUUCAGACAUUGUGAGCACGACCCCCUUUUUUCUCAACCACACACACAGUAAUAUCAGCCACACACACCCUGUGAUAUCAAUGUUAGCACACUGCAUAAAAAAAAACCCUGUAAAUGCUGCUGAAAACAUUUAUUUUUUUGUACAUUUUGCGAUCGAUACAGACGUAUAAUACAACAGAACGAUCAAGAUUGUAAUGUGCAAGGUAAGAGGUAAGAAACAAGCUGAUAUCAUAAAUCUGUGCUUCGACAAGACAGCAGUAGAAGUGACAAAAAAAAGGUCUUACAAAAGCACGACGGCAACAAUACCCGGCCUCCACAUCAAAAGCAGAAGAAUGACACAUUUAAAAUAGUGCGCAAAGUUGCACAAAACAUGUGACAACUCUACAUUCUCUCAAGUGUGUUUAUUUGGUUUGUUAAAUAAUUGUUAUAUAAGAACAGUGAAAUA